AUGUCAAAAGUACUUUUCACUGUCACUGAGAACGAAAAACUUGUGGAAAUGGUAGCUAAAUUCAAUUGUUUGUACGAUUUGGGUUGUAAACUCUACAAAAAUCAGACUAUCAAGGAUAAUGCUUGGAAAGAGGUAGCUGAACAAGUAAAAAGAUCUGUAGAGGAUGGUAAAAAAAGGUGGAGGAACAUCAAGGACACGUACCAUAAAAGGAUUAAGAAAGGAAUGGGAACUGGAUCAUCUGCUUUAAGUAAACCUAAGCAUUGGUCAUUAGCUGAUAUGCUGUCGUUUCUUGGAAAAGCUGAUUACAAGCGAGAUAGCAUAUCAAAUAUUGAGUGUGGCGAGGAAGGUGGAGACGAUUAUUCGAAUACAGACAAUUCGAAUGAAGACCCAACUCUAUAAACGUCGACGUUGCAAAAACCACUAAAAAAUAAACGUCAAAAAUAUAAUGAAAAAGUUAUACAGCUUCUAGAAGAUAGGCGUAUUGAGAGAAAUGAGAUCAUGAAGAAUAUGGCUCAAAAUCGUGAAGAUGAGGUCGAUUUAUUUUUUAAAAGUAUCGCGAUGUCUGUCAAAAAACUAAGUCCAGCAUUGAUAUAUGAAGCAAAAAUGAGGUCGCUUCAAAUGGUCUUCGAAUUAGAAACACGCAAUACGAGUACAUUCGUAAAUUUACCACAAUAUUCACCGGCGCCAAGUACAAGUUUCUCAUCACAGUUAAUGGAAAGUGUGGACGUUAAUGAUUAUGGAAAUGUAAACGAAGUCAAUCCCCAUGAGCCUAAUUACGUACAAUUAUAG
Metopolophium dirhodum (rose-grain aphid) is the source of this 789-nucleotide messenger RNA. RefSeq lists its product as uncharacterized. Gene Ontology annotation, molecular function: DNA binding. Gene Ontology annotation, biological process: regulation of transcription by RNA polymerase II. NCBI's taxonomy places the organism in Eukaryota, Metazoa, Arthropoda, Insecta, Hemiptera, Aphididae. Gene Ontology annotation, cellular component: nucleus; transcription regulator complex. The record is from RefSeq and is a predicted model, not a curated record.